Molecule: messenger RNA, 933 nt
Organism: Bombina bombina (fire-bellied toad)
Lineage: Eukaryota; Metazoa; Chordata; Amphibia; Anura; Bombinatoridae
Gene: PSMA6
Product: proteasome 20S subunit alpha 6
Exons: 7
Coding region: 84-824 (246 amino acids)
Biological process (GO): ubiquitin-dependent protein catabolic process
Cellular component (GO): proteasome core complex, alpha-subunit complex; cytosol; nucleus
Source: RefSeq, a predicted model, not a curated record
UAUGUCGCAUGACGAUGACGUUAGUUUUAGGGGCCGGUAGCUUCAUUACGCCUCUCUAAAGUGGUUUCAUCUUUGUCUUAGUCAUGUCGCGGGGAUCCAGCGCAGGGUUUGACCGGCACAUUACAAUCUUCUCACCUGAGGGCCGGUUGUACCAAGUAGAAUAUGCCUUUAAAGCAAUCAACCAGGGUGGCCUCACAUCUGUGGCUGUUCGAGGAAAAGACUGUGCAGUUGUCGUUACACAAAAGAAAGUCCCAGACAAGCUACUUGACAGCAGCACUGUUACUCAUUUAUUCCGGAUAACUGAAAAUAUUGGUUGUGUUAUGACCGGAAUGACAGCUGACAGUAGAUCACAAGUGCAAAGAGCACGUUAUGAAGCUGCAAACUGGAAGUACAAGUAUGGCUAUGAGAUCCCGGUUGACAUGCUUUGCAAAAGAAUUGCCGAUAUCUCUCAGGUGUACACACAAAAUGCAGAAAUGAGGCCAUUAGGAUGCUGCAUGAUUCUAAUUGGUGUAGAUGAAGAAAAUGGCCCACAAGUGUAUAAGUGUGACCCAGCUGGAUACUAUUGUGGCUUCAAAGCUACCACAGCCGGUGUAAAACAAACAGAGGCUACCAGCUUCCUUGAAAAGAAAGUGAAGAAGAAGUUUGAUUGGACCUAUGAGCAGAGUGUUGAGACUGCCAUUUCCUGUCUUUCCACGGUGCUGUCUAUUGAUUUCAAGCCUUCUGAGCUUGAGGUUGGCUUAGUGUCUGUCCAGGACCCAAAAUUUAGAAUCCUCACUGAAGCGGAAAUUGAUGUACAUCUUGUUGCACUUGCAGAACGCGACUAGUGUUUUAUUUGUCUCUGAAGCCUGCUGAGAAGUAGCUUACAUAAUAAUAAACCUUCACAAUUACUUUUUUUGUUCUCUCUCUAUAAAUAAAUCAGAUUUUUUUUUUGGA